CAGGAGGUCGGCCCACUCCAAUCUCCCCGGAGAUCACCCAACUCGUGGAGGAAGUGGCCCGUGACGUCGGGAUCGAGUCCCAUCAAAUCCCGCCUCUGUUCACCACUCUCUAUCUCGAAGAUGUCUUUUGUUUCGGUCGCAUCGGGGGCGUAUGGGGCGCUCAGUUGGGAUAUCCCGGGGAUUGGCAUUUGAGUCAACCGUCCGAGGUGGAUUUGACGACCUUGAGAUUCGGAGUGGCCUCGCAUGACCAAGAGAUCAAGCUUAAACCCGAAGUGGUAAGCUUGGUCAUGGGCAAGAAGCUUCAAAAGACCCUGAUUCUCUCGGACAAUGGAAAGCGAUUUGGUAUCGCGCGCGAACUACUCCGGGGUCAAACAGGGUUCUAUCACAUAAAAUCUCUGGCCCUGAGCGUUAAUGUCAUGUGUUUUAUUGCCGUUAUUCGCUUCCUCCGAGAAAAACGCGGACUCGCAGGCCGGCCCAAAACCGCUCAAGCAGUCAUCUACGGAUUCGUGGCUACUAUUUGGGGCUUGAUAUAUGUCCUGAUGAACGAUAGAGUUCGCGAUCAAUUCGACUCGAAUCUGGACCGGAGAGCCGCGGAACUUGGGCGGGACUAUGCCUUGGGGGGAGUCGAGCUGUACUCGAAACUGAUAAAGAAACGUCAACUACUCCGUUCAAUGGUGGAAAAGGACAAGGCUAAGAAUUACUAUUCGGUUCGUGGUGAUGUGUAUCCGGGCUUGGUUCGGUCCAAAGGAGUGCGGACGACUGUUCGAAAAACAACGUGCUUCGAUGUGCUGAACUCCAAAUUUGAAGGGGACGCUGUUUCUGAGGAGUCGAAGGAGGAGAGCACGGAAUCAGAAUCUUGACCAAAAUGUUAAGCUAAUUUUGUUUUGUAAAUGGAAUAAAAUUUCCCUCUUAAUCCAAA
Tigriopus californicus is the source of this 919-nucleotide messenger RNA. RefSeq names its product transmembrane protein 177-like. NCBI's taxonomy places the organism in Eukaryota, Metazoa, Arthropoda, Copepoda, Harpacticoida, Harpacticidae. The record is from RefSeq and is a predicted model, not a curated record.